Messenger RNA from Dromiciops gliroides (monito del monte), 8880 nucleotides. Its product is annotated as zinc finger protein 420-like. Gene Ontology annotation, biological process: regulation of transcription by RNA polymerase II. The coding region runs from base 388 to 3300 and encodes 970 amino acids. The transcript has 6 exons. The record is from RefSeq and is a predicted model, not a curated record. Gene Ontology annotation, cellular component: nucleus. NCBI's taxonomy places the organism in Eukaryota, Metazoa, Chordata, Mammalia, Microbiotheria, Microbiotheriidae. Gene Ontology annotation, molecular function: RNA polymerase II cis-regulatory region sequence-specific DNA binding; DNA-binding transcription activator activity, RNA polymerase II-specific.
CUGGGAGUCGUAGUUUCGGCCUGCUCCCGGGCAGGCGCCGAUUCGGCUGCGUGAGCGUUUUCAGCUCGUCUUUUAUUUAUUUUUCUUGCGCCGCUCCCGGGCCGGUAGGUGGUGAGUGGCAGCCUUUUGUGGAGUCUACAAGGGCCCAUCGUGGGGCCCCAGAGCCCCAGCCCUGCCCCAUGGUGAUGACAUUGGGGGAUUUCCCUGAAGGGCUGGAAUCCAUCCAGGUUGGAACCUAGCUGUCCUGAGACCUUCCUUCAGAACCUCAGUGCAGACGCUGGUGAGAAGAAGCUGCUGGUGUGUAUAGGAACCGGCUGAUCCUGUGUGAGGACGGGAGACUUAGAGGAGGAUCAUCACAUCCAGGAGACAAGCAAGGAAGGAGCCACUAUGAAGGGCUUGGACCCGAUGUUGGAGGAGAGAGUUCUGGCUUCUCAGGACUCUGGCCAGGAAGUGGGACUCGAUGGGGAGGAGAAAAUGGCUUCUGAGUUCCUAAAAGCCACGUCUCAGAAAUUGCUGACAUUCCAAGACGUGGCUGUGGACUUCACCCGGGAGGAAUGGGGGCUCUUGGAGCCAGCUCAGAAGGACCUGUUCAGGGACGUGAUGCUGGAGAGCUAUGAGAACUUUGUGUCUCUGGGGCUUCCAGAUUCCAAAGAAGAUGUGAUCUCCCAGUUGGAGAAGACAGAAGAACCAGGGCCCCCUGAAGGAGAAGAAGUCCCAGGAAACACUUACACAGAUUUUCUUCAUGAAUAUAAUGUAUUUGGAAGACUUCAUACUGAAGAGAAACCACUUGAAUUUAAUGAAUGUGGGAAAGCCUUCAUCAGUAAAAAUGAUCUAGGCCAAGAUCAAAAAAUACAUACUGGAGGUACACCCUGUAGCUGUAAUGACUGUGGAAAAGUCUUCGGUCAGAAUCAACACCUUAAAAUACAUACAAUAUUUCUUACUGCUAAGAAUCCUUUUGAAUAUAGUGAAUGUGGGGAAGCUUACCUAGCUGAACAUCAAAGAAUUCAUACUGAAGAUAAACCAUAUAAAUGUAAUUUAUGUGUGAAAGUCUUCAGCAGUAAAUACUACUUAGGGCAACAUGAGAAAAAUCAUACUGGAGAUAUACUCUAUAGAUGUAAUGAAUUUGGAAAAGCCUUUAGGAAGAGAGGAAACCUAUAUGAACAGAAAAGAGCUCACUAUGGUGAGAAACCCUACUUAAUUAAUAAAUAUGGGAGAGCCUUCACACAGCAGGGAAGCCUAAAAAUCCAUGAGGUAAUUCAUAAUGGAAAGAAGUCCUUUGAAUGUAAUGAAUGUGGGAAAGGCUUUAAGCACCGAUCAGUUCUUUUGAGACAUCAGACGAGUCAUACUGGAGAGAAACCAUAUAUAUGUAAUGAGUGUGGGAAAGCCUUCAGUCAAAAGGGAAAUCUUAAAAUGCAUAAGAUAAUUCAUUCUAGAAAUAAGCCUUUUGAAUGUAUGGAAUGUGGGAAAGGCUUCAGGAAUAGCUUUUCCCUUUUACAGCAUGAGAGAGUUCAUACAGGAGAGAAACCCUUUGACUGUAAUGAAUGUGGGAAAGCUUUCAGCCAGAAGGCAAACCUUAAUUCACAUAAGAGAAUUCAUACUGGAGAGAAACCCUAUGUAUGUAAUGAAUGUGGAAAAGCAUUCAGCCAAAAGGCCAGCCUUAAUUCACAUAAGAGAAUUCAUACUGGAGUGAAACCAUAUUCAUGUAAUGAAUGUGGAAAGACCUUUAGUCAAAAGGGAAAUCUGAAAAUGCACAUGAUAACUCAUACUCAAAAGAAGCCCUUUGAAUGUAUCGAAUGUGGGAACAGCUUCAGAAAUACUUUUCACCUUUUGCAACAUGAGAGAAUGCAUAUUGGACAGAAACCCUUUGAAUGCAAUGAAUGUGGGAAAGGCUUCAGACACAUCUCAGUGCUUUUGAGGCAUUAUAGAAGUCACACUGGAGAGAAACCCUAUGAGUGUAAUGAGUGUGGAAAAGCCUUCAGCCAAAAGGGAAACCUUAAAAUGCAUAAGAUAAUUCAUACUAGAAAGAAGCCCUUUGAAUGUAUGGAGUGCGGGAAGGGUUUCAGGAAUAGCUUUUCCCUUUCACAACAUGAGAGAAUUCAUACAGGAGAAAAACCUUAUGUGUGUAAUGAAUGUGGGAAGGCCUUCAGCCAAAAGACAAACCUUAAUUCACAUAAAAGAAUUCAUACUGGAGAAAAAGCAUAUUCAUGUGAUGAAUGUGGGAAAGCAUUUGGAAAUAGCUUUUAUCUUUUACAACAUGAGCGAAUUCAUACUGGAGAGAAACCCUUUGAAUGUAUUGAAUGUGGAAAAGGUUUCAGGUAUAUCUCAAUCCUUUUGAGACAUCAGAGAACUCAUACUGGAGAGAAACCUUAUGAAUGUAAUGAAUGUGGGAAAGCUUUCAGCCAAAAGGGAAACCUUAAAAUGCAUAAGAUAAUUCAUUCUAAAAAGAAGCCCUUUGAAUGUAAUGAAUGUGGGAAAGGCUUUAGGAAUAGCUUUUCCCUUUUACAACAUGAGAGAAUUCAUACUGGAGAGAAACCUUAUGAAUGUAAUGAAUGUGGAAAAACCUUCAGGCAAAAGACAAACCUUAAUUCACAUAAGAGAAUUCAUACUGGAGAGAAACCCUAUGUAUGUAAUGAAUGUGGAAAAGCAUUCAGCCAAAAGGCCAGCCUUAAUUCACAUAAGAGAAUUCAUACUGGAGUGAAACCAUAUUCAUGUAAUGAAUGUGGGAAGGCCUUCAGCCAAAAGGCAAGCCUUAAUUCACAUAAGAGAAUGCAUGCUGGAGUGAAACCAUAUUCAUGUAGUGUUUGUGGCAAAGGCUUCAGUCAUAACUUUUACCUUUUACAACAUGAGAGAAUUCAUAGUGGAGAGAAACCCUUUGAAUGUAAUGAAUGUGGGAAACGCUUCAGACACAUCUCGGUCCUUUUGAGACAUCAGAGAAGCCAUACUGGAGAGAAACCCUAUGAAUGCAGUGAGUGUGGGAAAGCCUUCAGCCAAAAGGGAAACCUUAAAAUGCAUAAGAUUAUUCAUUCUAGAAAGAAGCCCUUUGAAUGUAAUGAAUGUGGGAAAGGCUUCAGGAAUAGCUUUUCCCUUUUACAGCAUGAGAGAAUUCAUACUGGAGAAAAACCAUUUGAAUGUAAUGAAUGUGGGAAAGCUUUCAGCCAAAAGACAAACCUUAAUUCACAUAAGAGAGUUCAUACUGGAGAAAAACCCUAUAAAUGUACCCAUUGUGGGAAAGCCUUUAGCCAAAAGGGAAGCCUUAAUAAGCAUCACAAAACUUGUAGGGGAGAAAAACACUUUGAAUAAAAUGAAGGGGCACUAGCCUAUAAUCAGAGCUUAAACAAUUAUAAUUCAGUACAUAUAGACCCUUUGAAUAUAGUGAAUUUGAGAAAGCCUGACAUAAUUCAUUAGAAGCAUGGGAUUCAUAAUAGGUAUAAACCCUGUGAUUCAAAUGAAUGGGAAAACUUUCAGCUGGAAGGGAAAGCAUUACACAUUAGAAAACUCAUUCAAGAAAUCUUUUUCAUGUAAUGAGUGGGAUUUUUAAAAAUGGUAUAUAAACUUAAAAAAAAACCAUGAGACUAUUAAUGCUGGACAAAACAUGCAAAUGUACAGAAUGUAGAAAAAGAUUUCAUGAGAAAAUAAAAACAUUGCAUAUCAGAAAAUUCAUACUGAAGGCAAGGACAUAGUGUAACGAAAGUGAGCAAACUUUCAAAAAGUAGAGAGGAUCACAAGAGACUUCAUACUGAGAGAGAAAUUCUUUGGAUGUAAUUAAAACCUUUAGGUGAAGCCAAACCUUUGUUAUACAAAUCACUAUGGUGGAUAAUUUAAAAAAACAAACAAACACUUGGGAAAGCCUUCAUCUAGAGGAAACAACCCACACAACAUCAGCUAAUUCAUACUGGUGAGAAUCUCCAUAGAUGUAAUGAAUAAUAGAUCAUGCCUCAUCCCAGAUGUCAUGCUGGAAUUUAACUGCACAAUUACAUAAUGGAGGGGAAAGCUUCAGAAAAUUCUAGUCAUAGAAUUUCAGAGUUGGAAGGGAUUUUAGAAGCCAUCAAGUUCAAUCUUUAUUUGAAACAAAACUGCCUUUACAACAUUGCAGAUUACCUGGAAUUUCCUUUGAGAUUUUUAAAAAGGGAAAACUUUUUGUCUCCCAAGGAAGCUAACUCUAUUUUUGGAUGGGGCUAAUUUUUAAUAUUUUUUUUCUUUGAAAAAAACUAAAUUUACCUGCCUCCACACACACUUUCCCCCCCUAAUUUUUUGGCAGCUUCUCCCUAUUUCUCCUAGUUUCACCCACAGCCAAGGAGAGCAAGCUUAAUCUCCACUGAAAACACGACAGAUAUUUGAAGAUAGUUAUUGUGUCAUUCCUCUUCCACCACAGCUGAGGUUUUCUCUUCAGGUGAAACAUCUUUAGUUCUUCUGCUUGUGCUUAUGAGUUGGCUAUUAAGUCCCUUCACUUUCCUGGUUUCCCUUUGCUGCACAUUCUUCAGAUAACACUAAAAUGUGGCACCUAGAAUGUAAAUGAAUAAACAUUAGCCAUAUGGCAAACAUUAUGCUAAAUGCUGGAGAUACAAAUGCAAAAAUGAGCCAGCCCCUGCCUUGAAGGAGCUUACAUUCUAAUUGGUUGAAACCAUGCAGCUUAGGGGAAUGUUUACCCAGGAAAAUUAUUUUAAACUGGGAAAUCACAGUUGGGGUGGGGGUGGGGGUGGUGAAUGGUACCAUAGAGAAAUUGACAUGCUUUUUUAAAGUAACAAUAACAGCAUUACUUUAAUUUUCAGCAUAGUUCCUGAGCUGGAAAACCAAGCAGUAGGGAUUAUGGGGGCAAGGGAAUGCGGUGGCAGUGAAGGUGGCAAGAUUACUGUUGCGGAAUAUGAAAUGUGAUCAAUGUCAGCAAAAUAUAGGGAGCUAUAUGAUGCACUUACAAUUCAGAUGAGCUUGGGCCUCAGGGUGAGAAAUCCAGAGAUGAAAGAUAUAUUUCAGAUCAGAUGACUGUUUUAGAUCAGGGGUUCUUAGCUUUUUAAAAUUAUAUAGACCCCAUGGCAAUCUGGUGAAACCUAUGGACCCCUUCUCUGGAUAAUGCUUUUAAAUGCAUAAAAUAAAAGACUUAGGCUUAUAAAGAAAACAUUACAUUGAAAUCCAAUUGUUAAAACAUUGCAUGCAUGUUCCCAGACUCCCUGAAAUCUUUUUGUGGUCUCUAAGUUAAGAAUCUUUGCCCUAAAUUUGCUCUGGACAGAAUUAAUAACAUGGUAGUAUCAGGGCAGGUAGGUGGCACAGUGGAUAAAGCACCAGCCCUGGAUUCAGGAGGACCUGAGUUCAAAUUUGGCCUCAGACACUUGACACUAGCUGUGUGACCCUGGGCAAGUCACUUAACUCAUUGUCCCACCAAAAAACAACAAUAAUAAUAAUAUGGCAAUAUCUCCUUCAUUUUGACAAUUAUACUUCUCAUGCAGUAUAGGAUUAAAUUAGCUUUCUGGGCAAUUCUUUCAUGAUGCUUGACUCCUUCUGACUUCGAUCCAAAUUUCCAGAUAUUUUUCAAAUCAACUACACUCUAGCUGUUACUAGCUGACUAGGGUGGUCCAAAGUGUUAGUCAUCUUUCCUGGUUUUUGAUAACAUUGUCUUCUAAGCCAUUAACAGAACUCAUAUAGCACAGGAUUCAGCACAGAUCCCUGAGCCACUUCAUUAGCUAGCUCUCAAAUUGCCAUUAAAAAAGUAUCAUCAGAUAAAAUCAUAAUUUAUUUCUGAAGAGGUCAUGUGAGAUUUUGUUCCCAACUACAAUAAUGUCUGUUUCCUUGAGAAACUUCCUGUUAUAGUACAAUGUGAUCCACAUAUCAGACAGAGGUUCUGUACUUAACAGCCCACAAAUUUAAGCCGGUGGUAUAUAGGCAGUCUUUUGGUACUCUUUCUUCAUGGUCUCUUAGAUCAUCCAGGUAGACAAGCACCUCCCAUUAGUUCAUAACACCAAUUACUUUUUGUAUGAGCUGCAGAAAAGUAGCAGGGUGUUUUGGGCAGCCUUUUUUUUGUUUGUUUGUUUGUGAGCCAGUGCCUUAUUUUGACUGCUGUGAUUCACCUGACAGUUUUGAGGCACUACUGAUGUAUGAAAAUUUACCUUUAGCUGUGAGGCUAAUGGAUGGAUCAAGGCAGCAACAUUAUUUUAAUUAUUAUUAUUAUUGUUAUUAUUAUUAGUCUCAUCAUUCAUUUUCUUAGUAUUACCACUUUUCGACUGUAUACUUAAAUGGCAAAGUGCAACCCCUAUUUUGGGAGACUUCCUAAAUAGAAGAAUCUUUUGCAUUAGCUAAGAUUUAUUUUAAUUUUUUUUCCUUAUAUGUUAAGAAUUGAUCAUUUUCAUUUUGAGAGAUUUAAGAACUCUGAUUGAUACAGUGAGCAACCAGAACUCCAGAGGACUGAUAAGGGAGUGUGUUAUCUACCUCCUGCAAGGAGGGAUGGAUGCAAGCUGCCCAGUGAGACAGGCAUACAUUUUUGGACAUGGCCAAUUUGUAGAUUUGCUUUACUUGACUAUGAUUAUUGGUUAUAAGGAUUGGUUUUUUUCUUUUUUUGUAUUGGGGGAGAGGGAAUUUGCAAAGGAGAGAAAGAAGAGGCUCAUUGCAGUAUGUUUUUUUUUUUAAUUCUUAGAAGGAAAAUGAAGGAUAUUCAGAAGAAGAGAGAUAAGCAAAAUAGCUUUGAAAGUAACAUGUUGAAUUUCCUGUGUAUUUUUUUUAAAGCAAGCUGUGUAUAAUAGACACUCACAUUUUCACAUAUCCUAUUCUGCUGUUCUACUUUGUAUAUGGAAAUAUUCAAUUUCUUUUUGGCAUCCAUUAACUUUAGAGUAAAAUUUUUUUUAAAAGAAUGUAAGCUACUUGAGGGCCAACAUAUUUCAUUUUGGUUGUAUCCCUAGCCCUCCACAGAACAAGUGAUUAUUCAAUUCUUCUUGUAGCUUUCUUUAAAAAAAUACUAUUUUUCUUGGAAAUGUAGUCAUUUGCAGUUUCAUACAGUUGCGUGGUAAAAGUUUAAGUAGGUCUCUUCCCCUCUUAAAGGUUUUGCACCUGUGCUCUUAAGAAUAACAUCAUCAAGGUCAUUUUCAGGCUUUAUUUAGAUCCAAAAUGAGGAAUUUGCCCAUCCUGAGGUAACUUCCAGCUUCCAAUGCCAGCUACUGUAUGUUAUCUUUAAAUUAAUUAUGGCUAUCAGCCCAUAAGAGGUGUCCUUCCCCUUUUACCAGUGAGUACCUUCAUUUGUGCCAACUAGAGGUCUUUAAUAUGGACUAAGGACAAGCGCUUCAGAAACUGCUUGAGUUGAGGGAAAAAAUGUCCUUCAACUCAAACAUACGAACCCUGGCCGGUUCAUCUUAAGUGGUUAAGAACAGCCAAAGAGCAGCAGGAUUUACUGGUACAAAAGGACAUUUUGCAACCUCCCAGCCAAAUGACAAUACUAGUGUUUGUGUCAGCAUGGAAGAGACUGGAAGAACACACUGAAUCCAACAAUGAACAGUUACUAUCUUUUCAAUUGAAGUCUACCUUUUGUCAUAGAAGUCCUGAAUGAGACUUGGUGGGUUGAAUCCCAGCUGUCAUUAUUUUGACUGGCAGUCCAUUUCUUAUUCUGCUGGAUUUUGUUAAUGUACAGAAAAGCUGAAAGUUUUUGUGAUUUUAAGUCCUGCUUUUUGACUGAAGUUGUUUGAAUUUUAUGUUGAAUUUCUUGUCUUUAAGUAAUAUCAUCUACAAAUAGUUACAUUUUGUUUCCUCUUUGAAUGUGCUUUUCCUAAUUUCUUUUUCUUGUCUCUUUGUUAUAGCUUAGCAUUUCUGUAACUAUUAAAAAUAGUCUAACAAUUUGCCUCUCAUUGAUCAUAAAAUCCCCUAGUGUUUCUCUGUCACAAAUGAUGUUAACUCUAAGUUUUAUACUAGAUAAAGAAAGAUCCACUUAUUGUUGGGUUUAUUUAGUGUUCUAAUGUGAUGGUGUUGUAUUUUAAUCAAGAGCUUUUUCUGUAUUGAUAUAAUCUUGAUUUUUUUGUUAUUAAUGUGGCAAAUGCAGUGACCAAUCAUGACUUCAGAAGACAGAUGAUGAAGUAAGUUGUGUUAGGAGGCUACUGGAAGCUGUCCUAAACACAGGCAAUAUUAGAGUGGCAUAAAUGACUGACCUCACACAAUGUUUAUAGAAUGGAUUUAUUUUAUAAGGAUAUAAUUGUCGAGCACAGGCCAGUGAUAUGUUCUGAUCUGAUUCUGGUGAAUUCUGGUCUCUUGUUUUCUCCCUUUUUUUUUUUCCCCAUGGAAAUGAGCUGUGGUUGGGUGUGUCCAAAGGGCCACCAGGUACUAUGUCAUAAGCACAAUGCCUCCUGUCCGGUUUGAGUCAAAGAAACCUUUGUGGAUUUGCUUCCUUUGUGGCAGAGGACUGCCCAGAAGUUUUCCUACUCCCAAUGUAACUUGAGUUUUGAGCUGAAUCAUACUCUAGUGAUUUCCCCUAUGCCAUCUGUGCCCCAGGGCCUUGUGAAACCCAGAUUAUGUGGCAGGACUGACCAUUGCCUAGCGCAUUUUGCUCUCUCUCUGCACCUCUUAUCAGAAUGCUACUGGAAUAGAAAUGUGGAAUGAGAGAUUUUCAGGCAUGGCCAAUGCAUUGAUUUUGUUUUUUGUUUGGCUAUAUUUAUUGUUACACAGAAAGGAUGAUUAUGGUACCUUAGUGGGUAGUGACAGAUACAAAAUUAAAAUGAAAGAAAAGAAUAUCAACAAAACAUAAAAAUACAAGAAAGGAAGCAAGUUCAGAAAAUAACACAUGACAAUUUUAUAACUACCUUGUUGAAUUUAGUACAUUUUUUUUCUAAACAAGACCACAGCUUCAUAUACAAUCCUCUUUUUUUCAUUUUUUCAUGUUAAAUAUUUGAGGAACACACACACACACACACACAC